Lytechinus variegatus (green sea urchin) is the source of this 728-nucleotide messenger RNA. RefSeq names its product metallothionein-A-like. The transcript has 4 exons. The record is from RefSeq and is a predicted model, not a curated record. Lineage: Eukaryota; Metazoa; Echinodermata; Echinoidea; Temnopleuroida; Toxopneustidae. Bases 106 to 312 code for a protein of 68 amino acids. Gene Ontology annotation, molecular function: metal ion binding.
CCAGUGAAAUUCAUGUUAGAUUCACACAGAGAAUCUACGGGUAUUCCAAGCUGAAGACUGAUUUGACUCUUUUUUAGAACGUUCCAUCGAGAUAAAUUCAUCACCAUGCCUGAUGUCAAGUGUGUCUGCUGCAAUGAGGGCAAGUGCACAUGCGCUGGCCAGGAAUGCUGCCAGACAGGAGAAUGCUGUAAGGAUGGCACCUGCUGUCCAAAGGGAACGUGCUGUGAUAACAAAUGCAAAUCCUGCAAGUCAUGUUCCGCUGAUUGCUGCACUGAUGGAUGUAAAUGCACCGAGGGCAACUGUGCGUGCUAGAAGGACCUUGCAGCUCUUGCGAUGAAAGAUUGUAGAUACAACUAUAAUUUAUGCGUUUAGUCAAUCUCUUCUGCAGACGUGCUCCACGAGGAUUUGAUCUGUAUAUUCUUAAUCUGAUGUCUAUAUAUAUUUUUGUAACAUAGUUGUAUAUUAGUUUGAUUUGUAAAAAAAAAAGCUGAAAUAAAUUGUAUUGUUUUUUAAGAAAAAUUAAGCUGAAAUAUUUUUUUUUUUGGGGGGGGGAGAAAUUAUGAAACCAAAAGGCAUUGAAAUUCUUAAAUACUGAAACACUUGCAGUGAUUCAAUCAUGUAAUGAUAUUUCCUUUAUUCUUUAAAUUGCACGAAAUCAGUAAAUCUGAUCAUGCUGAUCGUGACCCAGCAAUGUAAUACUCUUCUGAUUAAAUCUAAAGAAAUCUAAA